AUGGUUCCUCACAAAUUGCUCAGAGGAGCCUGCAGAUCAGAUCUGCUUUCUCCACUCGUUUGGUCGCUGUCCCAGCUCCUGUCCCACAACUGUGACAUGCUCUCUGGCCCUCCCCACACCUGUGACAAGUCCUCAGACUCUCCCCACAUCUGUGACAUGCUCUCUGGCCCUCCCCACACCUGUGACAAGUCCUCAGACUCUCCCCACAUCUGUGACAUGCUCUCUGGCCCUCCCCACACCUGUGACAAGUCCUCAGAUCCUCCCCACAUCUGUGACAUGCUCUCUGGCCUUCAGCACAUCUGUGGCAUGCCCACUGGCCCUCCCCACACCUGUGACAAGUCCUCAGACCCUCCCCACAUCUGUGACAUGCUCUCUGGCCCUCCCCACAUCUGUGACAUGCCCUCUGGCCCUCCCCACACCUGUGACAUGCUCUCUGGCCCUCCCCACAUCUGUGACAUGCUCUCUGGCCCUCCCCACAUCUGUGACAUGCCCUCUGGCCCUCCCCACAUCUGUGGCAUGCUCUCUGGCCCUCCCCACAUCUGUGGCAUGCUCUCUGGCCCUCCCCACAUCUGUGGCAUGCUCUCUGGCCCUCCCCACAUCUGUGGCAUGCUCUCUGGCCCUCAGCACAUCUGUGGCAUGCUCUCUGGGCCUCCCCACAUCUGUGACAUGCUCUCUGGGCCUCCCCACAUCUGUGACAUGCUCUCUGGCCCUCCCCACAUCUGUGGCAUGCUCUCUGGCCCUCCCCACAUCUGUGGCAUGCUCUCUGACCCUCAGCACACCUGUGACAUGCUCUCUGACCCUCCCCACACCUGUGACAUGCUCUCUGGCCCUCCCCACACCUGUGACAUGCUCUCUGACCCUCCCCACACCUGUGGCAUGCUCUCUGGCCCUCCCCACAUCUGUGACAUGCUCUCUGGCCCUCCCCACAUCUGUGGCAUGCUCUCUGGCCCUCCCCACAUCUGUGGCAUGCUCUCUGGCCCUCCCCACAUCUGUGGCAUGCUCUCUGGCCCUCCCCACAUCUGUGGCAUGCUCUCUGGCCCUCAGCACAUCUGUGGCAUGCUCUCUGGGCCUCCCCACAUCUGUGACAUGCUCUCUGGGCCUCCCCACAUCUGUGACAUGCUCUCUGGCCCUCCCCACAUCUGUGGCAUGCUCUCUGGCCCUCCCCACACCUGUGUCAUGCUCUCUGACCCUCAGCACACCUGUGACAUGCUCUCUGACCCUCCCCACACCUGUGACAUGCUCUCUGGCCCUCCCCACACCCGUGGCAUGCUCUCUGGCCCUCCCCACACCUGUGGCAUGCUCUCUGGCCCUCCCCACAUCUGUGACAUGCUCUCUGGCCCUCCCCACACCUGUGACAUGCUCUCUGACCCUCCCCACACCUGUGACAUGUCCUCCCACACCCUCGUUCCUCCAGCUGUUAGACUAUCCUUGUACUGGCUUACCGCUCGUGGUAAUUACCUUACCACACCUGCUAUUGGUGCCCGCCACACGUGGUACCUGUGCUGGCGUGAUGUCAUUCAGAAACUGUUCAGGUUCAAUACCUGA
Molecule: messenger RNA, 1545 nt
Organism: Procambarus clarkii (red swamp crayfish)
Lineage: Eukaryota; Metazoa; Arthropoda; Malacostraca; Decapoda; Cambaridae
Source: RefSeq, a predicted model, not a curated record